GACUCACUACCAACAUGACUUACAAGGUUCUAGUGUUGGCAGCUGUGAUGGGUGUCGUCGUGGCACGACCAGAAGCUCCAGGCUACCCACGAGCGGCUUCGUACGGUGCUCCAGCUUAUCCUGACACUCCUCCCCGGUACGACUCCCAGUACGCUGUGAGUGAUGGCUCCGGCAACGACUUCGGUCACCAGGAGUCUCGCAACGAUUACGACACCAAGGGCUCUUAUUACGUCCAGCUUCCCGACGGUCGCCUGCAGAAGGUGACUUACGUCGUCAACGGCGACUCCGGCUACGUGGCCCAAGUUGAAUACCAGGGAGAGGCCCAGUACCCAGCCUACCAGCCCAGUUACAAGCCCGCUCCAGCCUACAAGCCAGCCCCAGCCUAUGCAUAAUCUGAUGUGAUAAUCUAGCUUCUUUGUUGAUAUCCAAUCCUAUGUUUAA
This is a messenger RNA of Procambarus clarkii (red swamp crayfish), 441 nucleotides long. RefSeq names its product pro-resilin-like. The record is from RefSeq and is a predicted model, not a curated record. Lineage: Eukaryota; Metazoa; Arthropoda; Malacostraca; Decapoda; Cambaridae. Gene Ontology annotation, cellular component: extracellular matrix.